AUGGAUAACGCGCUGUGCCUCGUGGCAAUGUGUCUGCUGUUCAUGACGUUGGGCACGCGGAUGGAGGAGGGCUCGUGCCAGCACUACUACCUGCUUAGGCCCAUCCCGAGUGACACGCUACCGCUGGUGGGCCUGCCCGAGGACCCGAACCCCGUGCUGGACCCCCGCGAAAAGGAUCUAAACGAAACGGAGCUACGUGGACUCUUGGGGAGCCACUUUGAUGCGCAUUUUAUGUCCGUAACCUCCCCGCCACUACCUGUAGCGGUAGGCAGCGAGGAAGGCAACGGCAACGACGCUAUGGAGCUACGGAGGCCCAGUGGGGCCAUGCCAAAGGAGAUCAAAGCCAUGGACUUCGAGCUCUACCAGCAGCAGCCGUUUGGCGGGAAGAAGCAGCAGCAGAAACAGCCCAGCAAGAAGCUGCGUCGGCGGAUGCAGCUGUGGCUGUGGACCUACGGGUUCUGCCCGGUACUGUACGCCUGGAACGACCUGGGCGCGCGGUUCUGGCCGCGCCACGUGAAGAUCGGCACAUGCUACAACAAGAGGUCCUGCUCCGUACCGGAGGGGAUGAUGUGCAAGCCCGCCAAGUCGGCCCAUGUGACCAUCCUCCGAUGGAGAUGCCAGCAGCAGCAGCAGACACGGCGAGGUGGUGGAGGGGGAGGGCUGAAGUGUGCAUGGAUCCCCGUGCAGUACCCCAUCAUCACAGAGUGCAAGUGCUCAUGCCCCAACGGAGGAUGA
Engraulis encrasicolus (European anchovy) is the source of this 735-nucleotide messenger RNA. It is a transcript of the gene nog3, whose product is annotated as noggin 3. Gene Ontology annotation, biological process: negative regulation of cell differentiation; negative regulation of BMP signaling pathway; osteoblast differentiation. Bases 1 to 735 code for a protein of 244 amino acids. The record is from RefSeq and is a predicted model, not a curated record. The transcript has 2 exons. NCBI's taxonomy places the organism in Eukaryota, Metazoa, Chordata, Actinopteri, Clupeiformes, Engraulidae.